GCGCAUUGGGAAGCCUCAGUCGUUGGGCCCCGUUUAUCAAGACUAUAGUGGCGACACAGCAGACAUUCUCUUGAUCCAGUCGCUCAUGGGCCCCUCUGUGAUGCAAGGCUCCAUGGACGACCUCUCGUGUCUCGCCCCACUCACUCGCCUCAAGGACCUCACUCUCACGAGUCUCAACCUGACGGCCGGAGAGCUCCCUUCCUCUUUAUCCGCCCUUACAUCACUCUCCCACCUGUAA
This is a messenger RNA of Closterium sp. Naga37s-1, 238 nucleotides long. The record is from the annotation of a GenBank genome assembly. Lineage: Eukaryota; Viridiplantae; Streptophyta; Zygnematophyceae; Desmidiales; Closteriaceae.